UGCAGCGCAGAGCGGGAUCAGCUGAUGGGAACUGACUCACCGCCACUUCCCGGAUCCUGUGUAGAAAAGUCAGCGAGCAGUUUUCACGGGAGAAGGAGAAAGAAAAACCCCAGACACGUUUCAGAAGAUCUGAAUCGUGAGGAGGAUCAGCUGUUUCCGGUGGUCUGGAGGUCCGGAGGUCCGGAGCAAGUUCCUCCAAAGUUCCCAGCUACACUGUGCAGAUCCACCUCCCUGAAAAAAGACUCAAUACAAACAGAUUCUGCGGCGGUCGCGUGAGUCCAUGGCGGCUCACGUUUGAGAUCCGCUCAGGGACCCAGAUCCAAGAUGUCCGUCGGCGGCCGGGCCUCCUCCUCCGCCCUCCUGCUGCCUGAUGGGAGGGAAGCCGCGGGGCUGCGGGUCGACCCGGCCGACGUUCCCGCCCUGGAGAUCAAGCUGGGAGCGCUGGCCGUGCUCCUGUCCGUCACGCUGCUGUUCGGCUUCGCGCCGCUCUGCCUCGUCCGGGGGACGGGCCGCUGCAGCGUGGACCCAGACCUGCGACGCCGACUGCUGAGUCUGAUCAGCUGCUUCGCUGGGGGAGUUUUCUUGGCCACCUGCCUGUUGGACCUGCUGCCGGACUACCUGCAGGCCAUCGACCAGGCCUUCAGCAGCGCAGGGAUCUCACUCCAGUUCCCUCUGCCUGAGUUCAUCGUGGCCAUGGGCUUCUUCCUGGUGCUGGUCCUGGAGCAGGUGGUCCUGGCCUUCAAGGACCAGUCGUCCUUCUACGUGGAGGAGCGUCGCUCUCUGCUGGUGGACUCCGGCGUCCAGGCGAACGACAGGAGUCAUCAUCAUCAUCAUCACCGCCGCCGAGGCUCGGAGGAGGCCGAAGGCGGCCACUUCCACGUGGACUUCGGCUCCCAGUCGGCCCUGCGAGCCUUCAUCCUGGUCUUCUCUCUGUCUCUGCACUCGGUGUUUGAGGGUCUGGCCGUGGGGCUGCAGGAGGAGGGCAAGGAGGUGCUGGAGAUCUGCAUGGCGCUGAUGAUCCACAAGAGCGUCAUCUCCUUCAGCCUGGCCUUUAAGCUGUUCCAGAGCCGGCUGCGGCGCACCGUGGUGGCCGGCUGCCUGCUGCUGUUCGCCGCCAUGUCCCCGCUGGGUAUCGGCCUGGGAAUCUGCCUGACGGAGACCCGGGCGCAGCCGCAGCACCAGCUGGCGCGCUGCUCGCUGGAGGGGCUGGCGACGGGAACCUUCCUCUACAUCACCUUCAUGGAGAUCCUGCCGCACGAGCUCAGCUCCCCCAGGCACCGCCUCCCCAAGGUGGCCAUGCUGCUGCUGGGCUUCGCCGUGGUCACCGCCGUGCUCUUCAUCAAACUGUAACCACGGCAACGCAGGCGUUUGGCUUGAAAGAGUUCACACAGUCACGAGACACGAGCGAGAAGCUCACAGACCCUGUCAACUGACCAAUCGACUGACCAAUCAACAUGUUGAAAAAAUAAUAAAACAGUUUUAUUAAAACACGAUUUCUGUCCCUUUAAACAUCAGUCACAAAGAAAGCAGGCGACUGCAACAGGGAACGCAUUUUGUGGAGAUAAGGACGUUUGUUUUCAAGAAAUUGACGAAAAUCCACAAUAUUACCCAGAAGAGUCGCCACGGGCACAACGUCGCCACGAUCUCGUUUUUUUUCUUUUCUUCUGAUCUGAUUGCUCAGUAGUUUGGGUCGCUGACAGGUUUUAAAGUGAGAGGUUCAAGCAUCGGUUGCCGUGGUGAUUUACCUCGGUAACGAGUGAACCAGCGAGUUCAAAAACGUUACCGUGGUAACCACGGAUGCCGCUUCACACUACAGGCUCCAGAGGAGCGGAGGCCAACGCCUGCUUUGAUUCGGUUUAUAUCUUUCUGAAAUGGAUUUAAUGAGCUGAAGGAAAUAUUCUUCAACAAAGGAAAAUUACAAAGAAAUGUUUUUAUUUUAGUAAUCACAAAGUAUUUACUGUUCAGAAUCACCGUGUGAAAAUCUUGUUAUAUAUUAUGAUGAACAUCAUUCAGUUCACAGACAAGAGAUUCUGAAUUCUGCUUUUAAAUGUCCUUUUCUCUUCAAUUGAUUAUAAUAUUUUUAGAUUUUAACUUUUAUUAUUAGUACUUUUAAUAUUAGUAUAGUAACCCGACAUCUUAUUUUGGGAGAAUAUUUUUUUGUAGAUGAUUCUGGAAGCAGCAGUUUGAACCAGAAGGAAAUUUGUGAACAAAACAUUUUAAUAAACACAUUAUAUAAAUGA
Scophthalmus maximus (turbot) is the source of this 2240-nucleotide messenger RNA. RefSeq names its product zinc transporter ZIP1. Gene Ontology annotation, molecular function: zinc ion transmembrane transporter activity. The transcript is spliced from 5 exons. The record is from RefSeq and is a predicted model, not a curated record. Gene Ontology annotation, cellular component: plasma membrane. Bases 325 to 1350 code for a protein of 341 amino acids. Gene Ontology annotation, biological process: zinc ion transmembrane transport. NCBI's taxonomy places the organism in Eukaryota, Metazoa, Chordata, Actinopteri, Pleuronectiformes, Scophthalmidae.